GGAACCUAGACGCUCAUGGGCCGGUUCUGCCUUAUCUCCCUCCCUCCUAGUCCUACCACUUCCUCAUUCCCCACGUACUCUCUCGGCUGCUCGCUUAUGGCGAUCGAAGCUGCGCGCCUCUCACCGUCCAUCGCCGCCGCCGCCUUCCUCGCCAGCCGCCCCCCUCUUGCCCUCCGCCCGUUCUCCCUUCGUCGCAGGUUUCCCCUCCUCCGCGUCCUCGCCAACUCAUCGGGAGGGGACGGACGCGUCGUCGCUCUGUCCUCGUCUGAGCUCCGAAAGCGCCGAGGCCUGUCUUCCUCCUCUGGGGCUGCGGACUCCGCAUCUGACGGGGAUGAGAAGCUACGCUCGCUUCGUCGACUCUUCGCGCGGCCCGACGUUGCUAUUGACGCCUACAUCGUCCCUUCACAGGACGCCCACCAGAGCGAAUUCAUUGCAGAAUGCUUCACGAGGCGUGCCUAUCUGACUGGGUUCACUGGCAGUGCUGGUACAGCUGUGGUCACAAAAAAUAAGGCUGCUCUCUGGACUGAUGGCCGUUAUUUUCUUCAGGCAGAGAAGGAAUUGAGCCACCACUGGACACUCAUGCGCAGUGGGAAUCAUGGUGUUCCAACUACUAGUGAGUGGUUGAAUGAUGUUUUACCAUCUGGUUGCCGAGUUGGUAUUGAUCCGUUUCUUUUCUCAUUUGAUGCUGCUGAAGAACUGAAGGAUUCAAUCGCCAAUAAGAAUCAUGAGUUAGUUUUGGUUCAGGGCAUGAACCUAGUUGAUGAGAUAUGGGGAGAUGCAAGGCCAAAUCCCCCAAAAGAACCAACUAGGGUGCAUGACAUCAAAUAUGCUGGUAUUGAUGUGCCAUCAAAGUUGUCCUUCAUUAGGUCACAACUUGCUGAAAAUGGGUGUGAUGCUGUGGUAAUUUCAAUGCUCGAUGAAGUUGCUUGGUUGUUGAACAUGAGAGGAAGUGAUGUCCCACAUUCACCAGUAUUUUAUAGCUACCUCAUUGUGGAGGUUAGCACUGCUACACUAUUUGUAGACAACAGCAAAGUUUCUAAAGAUGUUCUGGAGCACCUUGAGCAAGCUGGUGUGAAACUUAAGCCAUAUGAAGCAAUUAUUUCUGAAGUAGAAAGAAAAAAGAUCUUGCGACAAUUCAAUAGGGAAAAUAUAAUUUUUGCAAUGUUGCUGUUGAUCAAAACAUUGAUCGCUUUGUCAAGACUGGCAGAGAAAGGUGCAAAGCUCUGGUUGGAUUCUUCAAGCGUGAAUGCAGCCAUAAUUACUGCAUUUAAAUCAAGUUGUGACAUGAAAAAGAAAGGAAAAGCAGGUGAAGAAGUUGGAGAAAAAGAAGCAUCUUCAAACGACCGGAUAACUGGAGAUCCUAGUGUCCACAAUGGAGUCAUAAGUGCUGUAUACAAUGUUUCACCGGUUGCACUUGCCAAGUCAGUUAAAAAUGAUGCAGAAAUUGAGGGAAUGAAGAAUUCACACUUAAGAGAUGCUGCUGCUUUAGCAGAAUUCUGGUGCUGGCUGGAGGAGGAAAUCUGUAAAAGUGUGCCCCUUACAGAGGUGCAAAUUGCUGAAAAGCUUCUUGAGUUUCGUCAAAAGCAAGAUGGAUUUAUCGAGACAAGCUUCGACACUAUAAGUGGUUAUGGUGCAAAUGGUGCUAUAAUACACUACAGACCAACCCCAGAGAGCUGCAGCUCUGUAGGAAGUGACAAUCUGUUUUUGUUAGAUAGUGGUGCUCAAUACAUUGAUGGAACUACUGACAUAACCAGAACAGUGCAUUUUGGUGAGGCUUCCCCAAGGCAAAAGGAAUGCUUCACCAGAGUUUUGCAGGGCCAUAUAGCUCUCGAUCAAGCAGUGUUCCCUGAGAGAACUCCAGGCUUUGUGCUAGAUGUUCUGGCACGGUCAUCUCUGUGGAAGAUUGGACUGGAUUAUAGACAUGGCACAGGCCAUGGAGUUGGAGCUGCGCUAAAUGUCCACGAGGGACCUCAGAGCAUUAGCUAUCGAUAUGGGAAUUUGACAGCCUUACAGAAGGGCAUGAUUGUCAGCAACGAGCCUGGUUAUUAUGAGGACAACUCAUUUGGCAUUCGUAUCGAGAAUUUACUUCUGGUAAAGGAGCUUAAUCUGGCAAAUUCGUUCGGUGGAAUUUCAUACCUUGGUUUUGAGAAACUAACCUUUGUUCCAAUUCAGAGCAAGCUUAUUGAGUCAUCCUUGAUGUCACCUUCGGAGAUCAAUUGGGUCAAUGAUUACCACGAAGAAGUCUGGGAAAAGGUUUCCCCUUUGUUGAGUGGCCAUUCUCGCGACUGGUUAUGGAAGAACACUCGACCUCUUUUAGAUGUGUAAUAAUAACUCAACGCACAGCACGGCUUGACUGCGUAAGUGAAAGAAAUGAACAGACAUGUUUGGCUGGAGCAUCUCUUGAAGAUCUGAUGGCCUUCAAUGGAAUGCAACUAUAUGGCAGUAAACAGAGGCAAGACAAUAGAUGCGUAGGCUGGCCAGGGUUCAGCGGAUGAUAGGUUGAGGCUGGUGUAUUUGACAUCCAGCCAAUUUGGUGCAACACUUGAAAAAUGAAUUACAUGCAAGCCUUUUCUAUUUAUUACACUAUCGACGACACCGUCCAUUGUUUGAUGAAUUUAUUAUUUAUUACAUUUGGUACCUUUUUUUAUACAAAAAAACAUCUUUUUAGAGUGAUGAAGCCAUUUGAGACCAUGGUUUCGUAUAUGGAA
Molecule: messenger RNA, 2708 nt
Organism: Zea mays
Lineage: Eukaryota; Viridiplantae; Streptophyta; Magnoliopsida; Poales; Poaceae
Exons: 13
Coding region: 16-2325 (769 amino acids)
Molecular function (GO): metalloaminopeptidase activity
Source: RefSeq, a predicted model, not a curated record